CCGGCCGGCGCGUGUUUCUCUCCGGACCUGUUUGAUCGCUGCACAAAGUCACAAAGUGUUCCGCCAAAAUCUUCUUCAAAAAUCUCCAAAAUUACAGCUGUGGAGGCCAUGCCCAAACUGCAGGGCUUCGAGUUCUGGAGUAAGACGCUGAAGGAGGCGCGCUUCGUGGUGGCUCCCAUGGUGGACCAGAGCGAGCUGGCCUGGCGUCUGCUGAGCCGGAGGCACGGGGCACAGCUCUGCUACACGCCCAUGUUCCACGCCCAGGUGUUUGUGCGCGACGCCAACUACAGGAGGGAGAACCUGUACAACGAAGUGUGCACGGAGGACCGGCCCCUCAUCACACAGUUCUGUGCCAACGACCCGGAGGUGUUUGUCCAGGCGGCUCUGCUGGCUCAGGACUACUGCGACGCCAUCGACCUCAACCUGGGCUGUCCUCAGAUGAUCGCCAAGAGAGGUCACUAUGGAGUUUUCCUGCAGGAUGAGUGGGAGCUGCUGGAGAAAAUGGUGAAGUUGGCCCACGAGAAGCUGUCUGUGCCCGUCACGUGUAAGAUCCGAGUGUUCGAGGACAUGGAGAAGACGGUCCGGUACGCGCAGAUGCUGGAGAAGGCCGGAUGUCAGCUGCUGACGGUGCACGGCAGAACCAAAGACCAGAAAGGAGCUCACACGGGGAUCGCCAGCUGGGAGCACAUCAAGGCCGUGCGGCAGGCCGUGAAGAUCCCAGUGUUUGCCAACGGGAACAUCCAGCACAUGAGCGACGUGGAGCGCUGCAUCCAGGAGACGGGGGUACAGGGGGUCAUGAGCGCAGAGGGGAACCUGCACAACCCGGCGCUGUUCGAGGGCCGCAGUCCCCCCGUGUGGGAGAUGGCGGAGGAGUACCUGCAGGUGGUCAGGGAGCACCCGCCCUGCACCCUGUCCUUCAUCAGAGCACACCUCUUCAAGCUCUGGCACCACACGCUUCAGAUCCACCAGGACCUGAGGGAGGAGCUGGCCAAAGUGAAAACUGUGGAGGGACUGUCUGAAGUCAGUCACCAGCUCAAACUCAGGUGUCAGGAGGAGAUCUCGCGCUGCGCCGGGGCAGAGGAGAAGGACAGCGGUCUGCCUUUCCCGCACUGGAUCUGUCAGCCCUACGUCCGGCCACCGCCCAAGGACCCGGUUGUGAACGGAGACAGCCAGCCCUCGGAGGUGAAAAAGCCCGUCGGCAAAAAGAGGGCGCUGGAGGACGACCCGAACUCCAACCCUGACGGACUGUCCAAGAACAAGCAGAAGAAGCGGUCCAGGAACCCCCACAAAAACUUCUGCCCCGAACAAAAACCAAAGUACGUCAAGUGUGAGCAGUGUGGAAACCCAAAGGGAAACAAAUGUGUGUUCAACCUGUGUCGCGGCUGCUGUAAGAAGAAAGCCUUUAAAGAAGUGGCAGACUGUCCGAGUCACGGGCUGAAGUUCAAGACCAAAGCAGAUAAACGCAAACAGGAGGAGGAGGAGGAAGAAGAGGAGGAGAAGAAGGACGAGGAAGGAGACGAGGAGAGGAGCCAGAGGAGGACAGAACAGGAGAGGAAUACAGCGCCUCCCUCAGUCCAGAUCUCACCUCCGCACCUGCUCUCAAACGGACAGACAAACCUAUGAACUCUGCACUGCAACAAAAAAAUAAUCUACAGGGGUUAAAAUGACCAUUGGUACUCAUUCAUUCAUCUGAAAAAGUUGUCCACAUCCUGCUUUAGAUCAUUCUGAACCAAGAGUCUUAAUCAUCAUAAAACCAGGAUUAGAUCUGGUUAACACUAAAUCCAGGCUCAGAUUCUUCAUGGUCCAGCUCCAGAUCAGACGGCGUAAGUUUUCAGAAUCAUUCAGAGUUUUAAUAAGAGCUCAGACUCCUUUACCUUGGGAGUCUGAAGUGAGCGCGGCCUUUUUUCUUAAUAAAAGAAUCGUUCCGGUGUGAACUCGUGGUCUCUGUGCAGAUUCCCAACACUGGAGUCACAGCUGGACCGAGCGAGUCUGAGCGAAAGAAAAAAAUAAAAGAGGAGUCGGACAGAUCUUAACUGUGUCUAAAACAGCACUUAAACAAGUCUUAAAAGCAAAGGUGUGAAGACUCCGGUCCCACCUGAAUAAGUCCAGGUAGCAUCAGUCACACCGGCUCUGUAAAAUCAUUCAGUUCAUUGGUUUUGAUUUGAAAACUUUUUAUUUUACGAAACAAUUUUUGAACAAAGCAAGCACUUCUGCCUGAAACAGUCUUAAACACAGUCUCAUUUCGCAGGCCAGUAAUUUUGGCAAUUCUUGAUGAAAUAACCUCAAAUGUUCACAGAAUGUCUAGAAACAGAUCAGUAUUAUAUAUUUAAAGUUUUAUUUUUGUUCUGUUUUCAGGUUGAGUCCCAAAGAAAAGUCAUUUUGUGUCUUGGAAUCUGCUGCACACACUCACCCACUUCGUUUCACUUCGUACAAACCGUCUGACCUCACAGCCUUAGAUUUCGACGGUAGGCGGGUACUUUUUAUCUUUUAACCAAUCGCUGCUAUUUGGUCGUGAUAGAUGUAAUGCGCCACUAAUAGGGAUGGGCAUUCGAUGAUGAUUACCGAUUGAUUUUCGAUUAAUCAUUAACGUUUUUAUAUAAUAAGUAUCAUCAUUAUUAUUACUAUUAAUAAUCUGCUUAAAUAAACUCAACUUUACAACAUAUAAACCUAAACACUCUAGAGCCACAUCAGCCCGUUUGACAUUAUAAUGUGUUAAAUGCAGCUUUGCGCAAGUCUCACAGAAACAAAACUUAAAACCACAUGGCUAAUUUGCAUAAACUAAGUGAAGAAAAAAAACGCUCUUGUGCGCUGUUGCAAUUCAGCUUCUGUCGGACUAAAGGACACGACUCAGUGGAAUAUGAGUGUUCUUUCUGUGACAGAGGGGUGUUCUGCUGAUGGUGAGUCUGUUCUGUGUGUCGCGAUGUUUUCAAAGAUCGUACGUGUGCAGGUUCAGCGCAGCUCCUUAUGUUGCAGUAACCAGGAUAGUGUGUUUACAUGCACCAUGAUGAAACCGGGAUACACAUGUGCAUGUAAACGAACUCACUGAGAGGUACAGUGUCUCCAAGGAGGUGCCAGAGCCUCGUCUCUACGCCCAAAAACCUACAUUCGGUUUGUCAAUUAGAAAUGAACGUACCCGACGAAAUUCUUAAUGAUCAGUUCUUGAGUAGUCGACUAAUCAUGCCCAUCCCUAACUGGUAUAUUAAGCUUUUCCCAAAUCCCGAAGGAAGAAGGGCAAUAACGUCUUUCCCCUUGAUAAAAUUCACCAAACAUUCUCUUUAUUCCGGCUUUAAAUCCUCGAUCUCGGGAAUCGUUGACAACACAGAAUAUAUCACUUUUCGCUGAUUGGCUGGAGCCCGAACUCACACUUCCAGAGUUUUUGUAAACCGUCUAGUGUAUUCUGAUUCCUGACCCAGUCGCUGGAGAGAAAUGAAAUUGAGCGGAGGCACUAGGUGGCGCCAGCCUGGCUAAGACUGUACAGCCUUCAGUGCAAAACGUGGAAAAACUUCACCAGCUGGCAAACAAAUGUUAACUUCAUACCAAAAAUUUAAAGAAGAAGGUGAUUAUGUAGGGCUAAAGGAUCUGGUACGUCAAACCGUCAUUCGAGGAAUCUGGGUUUCCAAACUUGUUUCUCCUUACCGAUUUCUUGGGGCUUCGCAAGAGUUUUCCACAAACUUGCUCGACCUUCUCUUUUGAUGUUGAUGUUGGUCUACCAGAUCCUCUAGCCCUGCAUAAACAGCCAAACUCUUUACAUUUUUGGUAUCAAGUCCAGUUUUAUUUGCCAGUUGGUGAAGUUUUUCAAAAUUUUGCGUUGAAGCUGCACAGUCUUGGGUGAGUGUGUACGAGCAGAUUCCAAGACACAAAAUUACUUCUCUUUGGGAGUGAACGGCUCAACCUGAAAACAGAACAAAAAUAAAACAUUAAAUAUAAACUCUUGGUCUGUUUCUGUACAUUAGGUGAAAAUAUGAGGUUAUUUCAACAAGAAUUGCCAAAAUUAUCGGCCUGCGAAAUUAUGUCAAAUUUUUUUUGGACACCCUGUAUUUUUAAUCACUUAGAACGGUCCAGUCCUCUUCACAAAACUCUAAAUCAGCUAAGGUCCAGCACUUUUAGAUUCAGAAUUCAAGUCAUUUUAACCUGUGUGGAUAUGACGUCUUUUUCUCAGUGUUCUUCCUGGUCAUGUGACAAAACGACUCACCACAUCUGCUGCUACACAACUCCUCCAAACCUGUUAGAUUUGACGUGGAGUUUUACCACUGCUCGGGAUAACUUUUGUGUUUUUAUUUUUAUUUUUUUAUUUGGGAGACCUUUUGUUUUUUGCCAAAGUCAAUCAGGAACCUCUUUAAAGUCCUACACAUGUACAGUUUAUUUAUUUUUAGUGGACUAUGGCUUUAUUUGAAAACGGACUGUGCCUUCUUGUAAAAUACUGCCUUUAAAACGGUACACGUGAAUUAAAGAUGUACUUUUCAACCAUGGGAUCAUAAAAAUACAAA
Boleophthalmus pectinirostris (great blue-spotted mudskipper) is the source of this 4487-nucleotide messenger RNA. It is a transcript of the gene dus1l, whose product is annotated as dihydrouridine synthase 1-like (S. cerevisiae). Gene Ontology annotation, molecular function: tRNA dihydrouridine synthase activity. The transcript is spliced from 14 exons. The coding region runs from base 109 to 1623 and encodes 504 amino acids. NCBI's taxonomy places the organism in Eukaryota, Metazoa, Chordata, Actinopteri, Gobiiformes, Gobiidae. The record is from RefSeq and is a predicted model, not a curated record.